Messenger RNA from Ilex paraguariensis (yerba mate), 2374 nucleotides. The record is from the annotation of a GenBank genome assembly. NCBI's taxonomy places the organism in Eukaryota, Viridiplantae, Streptophyta, Magnoliopsida, Aquifoliales, Aquifoliaceae.
AAUAUAGGUUCACUGUCUGGAGCCAGUCGACCAACAUUGGACUUGGUUGACCAGCUUCUGUGGAACUGGAGUUCUGCCUCUGCACUUCAAAGAACAGACGUAGGUUUUGUGGUAUAUUCAAAAUAUAGGUUCACUGUCUGGAGCAAGUCGACCAGCAUUGGACUUGGUUGACCAACUUCUGUAGUUCUGCCUCUGCACUUCAAGGAACAGACUUAGGUUUUUGAUAUAUUCCUUAUAGAUUUUACAACUUGAUUAUACAUGCUAAUGUUAGAGCAAAACUAGAAUGACCUUAGCUUGAAUUUGAGAAAAAAGAAGCAAUGGACCCAACUCUGAGCUAAAUAAGAGAAAUUUUACAGUGGCCCUAUUCACCCCCCACCCAAAAAAAAAAAAACAAAAACAGAAAAUAAGGAUCAUCUGUUUUAGUGAACAUCAAGAUAUCUAUGUUUCCGGCUUUAUGUUUUGGAUGUAGUUGUAGUCAUUGGUUGAUUCCUAUGUAUGCAUGGAAUUUCAUUUUCAGGAAUUUGAGAGAGAUGUUCAAGUUGGAUGCUGCUGAGUAUAUGAUGUCUAUCUGUGGUGAUGAUGGUCUGAGGGAGCUUUCUUCUACAGGGAAAAGUGGCAGCUUCUUCUAUCUUUCUCACGAUGACAGAUUUGUAAUCAAGACUUUAAGAAGAUCUGAGCUGAAGGUUCUACUCACGAUGCUGCCUAGCUACUACAAUCAUGUGAAAGAGCAUGAAAACACUCUCAUUACAAAAUUUUUUGGCCUCCACCGGAUAACGUUGAAACAUGGGAAAGAGGUACGCUUUGUGGUAAUGGGGAAUAUGUUCUGCACUGAAUUGCAUAUUCAUCGACGUUAUGAUCUGAAGGGUUCAACAUAUGGGAGAUUUACAUAUCCAGAUAAGAUUCAUGAGGGUACAACAUUGAAAGAUCUUGAUUUGUCUUAUGAAUUUCAUAUGGACUGGUUAUUGCGGGAGUCACUUUUUAAACAACUAUCUCUAGACUGCAAGUUCUUAGAAUCUCAACAAAUAAUUGACUAUAGCCUUCUGCUGGGGUUACAUUUUAGAGCUCCUGAGCAUCUGAAGGCCCUGUUGGAACCUCCUGACUCGCUGCACAAGUCUGAAAGUAUACCUGCUAUGGAAGGUGCAAUUUCUCAAGGGGAGUUUUUGAUUCCUCCAAAGGGUCUGGUUCUACUAACCCAUGAGCCUAGUUUUGUGAGCACUGCACCAGGUCCUCAUAUUAGAGGAAAUACUUUGAGGGCAUGUUCUGUAGGUGACAAGGAGGUAGAUCUUCUGCUGCCUGGUACUGCAAGGUAGCUUUUAUUUAUUUUGACCUUACCAGGCUGAUAGAAUGACAAUCUGCUAGUAGAAGAGUCCAGUUGCUUCAACUACGUUAUUUCUGGCUUCCGAGUCUGUUGAAUGACCACCCCAACCUUUUGGAAUUCGCCUGACGUAAAAGCACUCAUGAUACAUUACUUUUGAAGCAUAUGUCAAAUUGCCCUAUCUGAGAAGUGCAGUUCAUUAUUCGACUCUAUUGCCUGUCACCACUGAACCCGAUUGUCAGAAGAACCAAGUCAACAUUUGAAAGUGUUAUCAUGUAUAUACAGAUGAGCCUCCUCUCGUAAACCAAGUCUCGGUGUUUGGAUCUCAUGGCUUGUCCUCUCCUGUUUUGCCUUAUUUGCUCUUAACUUCUUUUUGCCAUUUUUUUUUCUUUCUUUCUUCUUUUACAUCGGUAUAACUACAUCAGCAUUUAUCUUUCACUCUUGUCAUAAAACUUGCGCGCUGUAUUUAAAUGUUUCUUACAGGAGGUAGUGUUAAACCGAUGGGUUUGCUGGCAAAGCAGACUUCACUCAAUUCCAGUUGUUUGCAAUUUUUUUUAGGUUACGGGUGCAAUUAGGUGUGAACAUGCCAGCUCAGGCAAAUUGCAAGCUUCUGCAGAAUGAGACUGGUUCAGCCAAAGUCGAACUUUUUGAGGUUUAUGAUGUUGUUCUCUAUCUUGGCAUAAUUGAUAUAUUGCAGGGAUACAACUUGAAAAAGAAAAUGGAGCAUGCAUAUAAAUCGGUUCAGUCUGAUCCAAUGUCAAUUUCUGCUGUUGAACCCAAGCUUUACUCGAGACGUUUCAUUGAGUUUCUGGAGAAAGUUUUCCCUGUUUCCCCUUCUUUUCCAACUUCCUCCUGCUGAGGUUUGUCAAGCUUGACCGCUUGGAGUUCUUUCACCAUUUUUUGUAAGUGAGUCCUUCACACCUAAAUGCUCUUAUGAUAGCCAUUGUACAGUAAUAGCUUCACUUGUAUAUAUAUAUACUUUUCGGUUCUUUGAGUUUCCGAAUUCGUGUUAACUUUUCAAAUUAUUUUUCCAUCUUAUGAUGGCUAUAGUCAAUUUAG